AUGUCCACAACACAAGUCGCAACAAGCGAAACCAUCCUCCUCGAACCACUCCCUCCCGCUCCCACAGCCUCCAUCCCGCGCCGCUCCUCCAACCCCGAUCCCCCCAUCAUCCCCUGGCCAGAGCCCUCCAUCCACGAUGCCGAGUCAGCCCUACCCCCGUCGACAGCCGUCUCAACCGCCCAGCGAUGGAACGACCCGCCUCGGAACAAGUACCGCGUGCUGUCCUGCUUCUUCGCCUUCUUCGUCUACGGGAUGAACGACGGCGCGCCGGGGGCAAUGGUCCCUCUGUUUGGCGAAUACUACCGCCUCCGGCACUCCAUUGUUUCGCUCAUCUUCUUGAGUCCCAUGGUCGGCUGCGUGCUCGCGUCUUUUGCGUCGAACCGGCUCCAUGCCGUGGCAGGACGGCGGGGCGUGGCGUUGACGGCGACGGGGGCGUAUGUCCUCGCGUACCUGGGCCUGUCGCAGCAUCCGCCCUUUGGAGUUGUUGUCUUCUUGCUCGUGUUGACGGGGUUUGGGAGCGGGCUGAUGAAUGGGAGCUGGAAUAGCUGGGUUGGGGGCUUGGUUUCGGGGAGCACGCUGCUGGGCUUUCUGCAUGGGUUCUGGGGGGCUGGGGCUACGCUGUCUCCCAUCUUGAUUACGAGAAUUGCGACCAAGGUAGAGCAUUGGUGGAUCUUCUAUACCAUGAUGACCGGCCUUGCUUGUGUCGCCUGCGCAGGCGUCACAUCCUCCUUCUGGGACGACGCCGGGGCGGGCUUCCAUCGACAGUCCGUCGCCCCUAGAGGCAACGCAAACGCCCAACCAGGCACCAUCAAAGUCCUAAAGAACAAGAUAACCCUGACGUUUUCCGCCUUCAUGGUCCUCUACGUCGGCUCCGAGGUGACCAUUGGCGGCUGGCUCCUCACCUUCAUGAUGAGCGUCCGCAACGGCUCGCCCACGGCCUCGUCCCUCGCCACCUCGGGCUUCUGGAUCGGCCUCACGGUCGGCCGCUUCGCGCUGGGCUGGGUGACGGGGUACGUGGGCGAGAAGGUCAUGGUGACGGUGUACCUGCUCAGCGCCAUUGGUCUGGAGCUCGGCUUCUGGCUGGGUAAAGAGUUUGCGGUGAGCGCGGUCAUGGCUGCGCUUGUGGGGGUGUCGAUUGGGAUGAUUAUGCCGUCUGGGAUCCGGAUGAUGACCAAGUUGCUGCCGCCGGAGAAGCACCUCAUCUCGGUGGGCUUUGCAACGGCGUUUGCAGUCUCUGGAUCUGCCGUCUUCCCGUUUGUAGUCGGGGCACUCGCCGAGGCGUACGGCGUCGAGGUCCUCCAGCCCGUGGCCCUGGCCCUGUUUGGCACGCAGCUGGCUCUAUGGCUGUUUAUUUCUCGAAACAAGGUCAAGGUGUAA
Messenger RNA from Trichoderma reesei QM6a, 1377 nucleotides. RefSeq lists its product as uncharacterized. Lineage: Eukaryota; Fungi; Ascomycota; Sordariomycetes; Hypocreales; Hypocreaceae. The record is from RefSeq and is a predicted model, not a curated record. The transcript is spliced from 7 exons. Gene Ontology annotation, biological process: transmembrane transport. Gene Ontology annotation, cellular component: membrane. The coding region runs from base 1 to 1377 and encodes 458 amino acids. Gene Ontology annotation, molecular function: transmembrane transporter activity.